Tachysurus vachellii is the source of this 3517-nucleotide messenger RNA. Its product is annotated as carbohydrate sulfotransferase 11-like. Gene Ontology annotation, cellular component: membrane. NCBI's taxonomy places the organism in Eukaryota, Metazoa, Chordata, Actinopteri, Siluriformes, Bagridae. Gene Ontology annotation, molecular function: sulfotransferase activity. The coding region runs from base 432 to 1445 and encodes 337 amino acids. Gene Ontology annotation, biological process: proteoglycan biosynthetic process; carbohydrate biosynthetic process. The record is from RefSeq and is a predicted model, not a curated record. The transcript is spliced from 3 exons.
GAAAAGUAGGCUAUCAUCUUUCUUUACAUAGAACAUAGCAUGUAAAGCUAAUAUCAAUCAAUAGUCGACUACUGCACGCGACCGCCGGAAGUUCGCUGGCUGCCAUGUCAGGGAGGCUUUAGCCAACUCCUACUUUUUUCUUUCCUAAUAGCGUCCAGCUGAUUAGUUGGCAGCUGCUAAGUGAGAAGAGGCUGUCCUGCCUCCAUCGUUUUCACAUUCGGACUGCUUCUGCUCCAGACCGGUUCGAUACACACACACACACACACACACACACACACACAGUGAUGAAGAACCGGACGAGUGAAGAGCGACUUCUGGCUUCCCAGGAGAACCGUGUGGGUUUUCUGUGCGACUCACGGAGCUCAGCGACACACUGAAAGCCUUUACACGGUCUUUCUCUAUGAAGUACAGAACCACAGACACAGCGCAAUAUGAGAAAGCCGAAAAUCAACCGCAUGGUGCUUGCUAUGUGCCUGGGGUCCUUCAUUAUGCUUAUAUUUUAUUUUCAGAGUCACUUGAAACUAGCACAGGACAGUGGGGAGGCCGGAGGAGGCAGGAAGUCAGUGAGGAGUCCACUCCAAGCUCUUUAUACUACUGACGCUACAGAACUGUCUCCACUUCAACUGAUGCAUCAAAGUCGACGUGACCUCCUGGAGGAUGUGUGCCACUCUUACACUCAUAAACGUCGUGUCCUGAUCCCAGAGGACCUCAAGCACCUGAUCGUGGAUGAUCGCCAAGGCCUGCUUUACUGCUACGUGCCCAAAGUCGCUUGCACAAACUGGAAGCGCGUUCUGAUGGUCCUGACAGGCGACACGCAAAGAGACCCCCUUCAGAUUCCAGCCAAUAUGGCACAUGUUCCAGGCACCCUGCGCACUCUGUCUGAGUAUUCUACCUCUGAAAUCAACCAGCGUCUACGCACCUACCUAAAGUUUGUCUUUGUGCGUGAACCCUUUGAGCGCCUUGUUUCAGCAUACCGCAACAAGUUCACACGCAGCUACAACACAGCCUUUCACAAGCGUUACGGCACCAAGAUAAUCCAGCGGCACCGCGCCGAGGCAAGUCCUGAGGCACUAGAGCGUGGAGACGACGUGUCAUUCUCUGAGUUUGUGCGCUACCUGGUGGACCCAGGCACGCAGAAUGAAGAGCCUUUUAACGAGCAUUGGGAGCGCGUACACUCUCUGUGUCACCCCUGCCUCAUACACUACAACAUUCUAGGCAAGUACGAGACGCUGCAGCAGGACUCCAGCUACGUGCUCAAACUGGCUGGUGUGGACGACAAAGUCACAUUUCCCAGCUCGACCAAAAGUACACGCACCACAGCAGACAUGGUCGCCAGCUACUUUAAGGAUAUCAGCACGGCGUAUCAGAAAAAGCUGUACAACCUGUACAAGAUGGACUUUCUGCUUUUUAAUUAUUCCAUGCCUGUCUACCUGAAGUUCAAAUAAGGCCUGGUGCCUUUUACUACUAUUUACAGAAAAGAGUUUUAUUUUUGUUCGCACAAGUUCAUCUGUGAGUACUAAAACCUUCACUGGUUACUAUAUGGUCCUUUGGACCCUGAAUGCAAUGCAGUGGAACUGCAGUUAUCAAUUUGCACGAAGAGCAGUUCUAUUUGAACGAUCUGGAAGUGCUUGCUCUCUCAAGCUGGGGUUUCAUCUCUGCUCGUCUCUUCAGCUUUUUUUUGCCUUUCAGUUUAAUUAAGGUUAAAGUGAGAGAACACAUUACAGUGUUGCCGUUUGAGUUGUAGAGAAAACAGGAUUCAUGUAGGGCAUCUUUCAGGAUGAUGUCUCAGAAGUCUGCUGUCUGUACCUUCUUAUUUCCUAAUGAAUACUGACUUGGCCUUCCCAGGUGUCUGUCCUCUGUGGAGAAUUUGAUGGAAGCAUACCAAGUGAGCUGGAGGUGAUGCAUAACAUGUUACUGAUCUUGUGCCUUGAGGACGAGGAUUGUAAGGAAUCAGAAACAUUGAGGGAGAACCGUCACUGUUUGCCAGAACAGUAUUAGAAACGUGUCUUAUUCACUUUGAUACAAAGCAUGAAAUUUACAGUUAUUUAUUACGGCAUUUAAUGGUGGAGAAUCUCUCCACUUCACGCAGUUUAGACUCUGCAUUCGACAGGUCUGUUAUUACAGAUGCUAUUACAGAUGCUCAAAUAAAGCAGAAAAUCGGACCUCACUUUUCCCCACCUUUGGAACUGAACCGUUUGUGUGUGUGUUUCUAUGAUGUGUUUUAUGGAAAUAUUUACAUAUCAAAUACAUAGACAAGUUUUAUGCAGAUUAGUUACACUUCAGCAAAUCAAAAAAUCUUAAUAUAUACAAGAUAUUAGACAAUAAAAUGAAUUUUUCAGGAGCAGGAUGCAGAUUGGUGCAGCUUGUAUUGUCUAUAGGUCUGGACUUCAAUCCCAAACUACUUCUGCCUGGGUGAUGUUUAACAUGUAUUUUUGUGCACUCUAUUUUUGGGCACUCUAUUUUUCUCCCUCCACCCAAAAACACACCAGCAGAUGAAUUGGCUACUUUAAAUUGCCCCAAGGUGUGAGUGUUUGUCCUGUACAGGGUUUAUUUUACCUUGCACCCAGUGUUUUCAGGAAUAUGCACUAGAUCCUCCAGUUGGAGAUAAUAAUUAUACACUAAUACAAUGGAUCAGUUGCUCUAAAUUACAGAAGGAUCAGGACUUUUUAGGAGUUUUAAUGGACUUGACUGUGAAUACAGCUAUGUGCAAUCUAUUUGUAACCUGAGGCAGAUACCAGGCUUGAUGAGAAAAUUGAAAUUCAGCAAUGCAAAACAUAUCAGUCCAGCUGUUGGCCAUGAUUCAUAGGAUUUUCCAAAGCCUGCUGAGAGCAAGAUUAGUCUGAAUACCAUUUCAGUACACUUAAGACUUUUAAGACAGCUUUUAUUGGAUGGCUACAGUGUAAGGCUCUGUUUUUUGAAACUGUGGAAGACAUUGCAGCAUAAAGGCAAAGAAAUUUAAGUAUAAAAUAUGCAACAAUAUCAUUUCUUUUGCAUAGUCUAUCACAGGAAACCUAAAUUGUACAAUUAAUAAACAUAGAAGUAGCUCAGGUUUUUUAAUUCACAAGAUGAAUACUAAAGGCCACAUUCAUUACAAACAUCUGUAUAAUGUAAAACAUUGCUCUUUCUAAUCAUGAAGUCUACAUCCUCAAGACAAUAUAGUGUUAUGUUCUAGAUUAGAACUGGUACAACACAGAAUAUAGCAUCUAUGUGCCAGAUUACAUGUUAUUGUCAUGUUAAUAACACCAUAUGAUGCAUUUAUUGCCUUCAUUGGUGAGGUGAAAGAACUUUCUUACUUUUGGGAUUCGUUUGCAAUAAAUGGCCUUCAUAAAAAUUACAGUCACAUGACAAUAAUACACCAUCAUCCAUAAAUUAUAGAACAUGAACAAUGUUUCUUCUCACUGGAUCUAAUAAAGGAAACAAUGUUGAAGAAGGUAAAGUACAGACAUUCUGUUGUAGGUAGAUCUCAAUCUUAUUGCAACCUUUUGCAGAGUUCGUUAACUGUAAAAUCAAAACCAUG